This is a messenger RNA of Hippocampus zosterae (dwarf seahorse), 4726 nucleotides long. It is a transcript of the gene ttll4, whose product is annotated as tubulin tyrosine ligase-like family, member 4. The transcript is spliced from 21 exons. Lineage: Eukaryota; Metazoa; Chordata; Actinopteri; Syngnathiformes; Syngnathidae. The record is from RefSeq and is a predicted model, not a curated record. Gene Ontology annotation, biological process: microtubule cytoskeleton organization; protein polyglutamylation. The coding region runs from base 345 to 3233 and encodes 962 amino acids. Gene Ontology annotation, molecular function: tubulin-glutamic acid ligase activity; tubulin binding. Gene Ontology annotation, cellular component: cilium.
GGAAGUAAUCAUAGCUGCUCUAUCGUCGUGAUUCGUCACUAUUCACCCGGAUACUCCGGUCAGCCCCUGUCAGAGGCUUGCCAUGUGAAAGUGGAGCGAGUCACUCCUCUUGGGGUGGAAAGAGGAACUGCCACACAACGUGCUGGCCUCUUUCUCCACGUCCAAGCCGGCAUUUGAACUUGGUUCGCAGUGAUGAAUGCUGUCGCUCAGCAACACCUAGCAAGAAGUCCCUGUCCAAAAAAAUCGAAGUGUCCAAGUUUAUCCAGUUUGAGCUGACAUCUCCAAAAACCUCAAGUGUCUUUUCAAAGGGGAAGAAAUUGUCAUCAUCUCAUUUUUGUAGAACCAUGCCCACAAAUAAGUCCCCACCCUGGGACAACGGAACCCCACAGGCCUGCUGCGACAUGGCCAUGUCAACCAGCGUGUCGGUCAGCUUCGACCCAGAGACUGUUGCGACUGCUCAAGUGCCUUUUCCUAAACAAGAGCACACCAAACUUCCUGCUUCUUCAUCUGUUCAGAUGCAAGAGAAUGCAACCAAGAGUCAAUCCACAGUCAUUCCUAUUCAGCCGCCGAUGUUUAAAGGCAUUCCAAGUGCAAUCAAGUCAACGGGGGCAAAGUCAAUUGGCAGCACCGCCCUGGACACAGGUGACCAUUCUUCUUCUACUCUCAAAAGGGAAAACCUCAAUGUCCCGAGAGGCGGCACCUUGCAACGAAUCCAAGGACAUCCUUCUAUGCAGAUGAACGUCUGUAAGCUUGAAACUGCAGAACUUGCCUCCCCGCUUUCAGUGCCUUUGGUAUGCCUUACUCCUUUUGAAGACCCAGGAACAAAGAUGGGAAAAGAUACCUCCAGCCUUGAUGCCAAAGUGGAAAUGAGCAAGACCUUUCCGUUGACUUAUUGUAACCAGCGGAACACUGCAGCAAAGUUCGCUCACACGCACAGCAGCCAUGCUAAAUCGGCGACAGUAAACAAUACCCUUCAAGUCAUUGAUGUUUGUCCACCAACUGUUAGUAUUAAGCCUCUAACGUUGGUAGCUUUGGAUUCAAACAAGAAAUUCCCACAAAGUGCACGGGAUGAAAAUAGAACCAUAUUGGGGAAUCUCAAUGGCCUCAAUGCCAGUGCCACACCAAGAGAUCAGUCCGUACUGCAGGACAGCCUCCCAGGAGCGCUGAUGGGCUCUGGGACCACCAAGAUCUCCACCAACCACCUGACUAAGCAGUCAACAACUGCCUCUGUUGCAACUGUGUGCUUAUCCUCCACUCCCUCUCAAUGUGAGGCUAGAGAGGCCAGCUCAGACUGUGACAUGCAGGUGGAUUGCGGCGGUGAGGAGGAGCUGCCUUACGAGUUGGAGACCGCCUGCAGCGAUGACGAUUGUUCCGACUCGGCUUGUGUCAACGGUACUUCAUCCACUCCAUUGCAAUUGCAUCUAUCUGGUGUUGAAGAGCCCAUGUUGUUGGAGGUGGAGGAAAAUCAGGUGAAGAAACCGGCUCUCGUUCCCAGCCUGUUCUCACUCUUCCCUCCCACACUCUAUUUCAGUACUGCCAAUGAACAAGUUGAAAUGCUGCCCGAAGAGCAAGCGCGACUUUUAAAGUGGAAGAUUAGCACCGUGACGCCCAAUGUUGUGAAGAAUGCCGUCGCUCGGUCGCACUUCGUCCACACCAAGAAAAGCCAUGACUGGUUGGGGUGCUGGGGCCACCACAUGAAGUCUCUUUGUUUCAAGACUCUUCAAGAGCACCAGAAGUUGAACCAUUUCCCCGGAACAUUCCAGAUUGGCAGGAAGGACCGACUGUGGAAGAAUCUGUCCAAGAUGCAGAAUCGUUUCGGCAAGCAGGAGUUCAACUUCAUCCCGCGCACCUUUGUCCUUCCUCAGGACAUCCUGCAGCUACGCAAGGCCUGGAAGGAUGGGUCCAGACAGAAGUGGAUCAUCAAACCGCCUGCCUCAGCCAGAGGAGUGGGAAUUCAGGUCAUUCACAAAUGGAGCCAGAUGCCGCGCAAGAAGUCACUACUGGUCCAAAAGUAUCUCCACAAGCCCUACCUCAUCAGUGGUAACAAGUUUGACCUGCGCAUCUACGUCUAUGUGACAUGCUAUGACCCGCUCAGAAUCUACAUCUUCUCAGACGGGCUGGUCCGCUUUGCAAGCUGCAAAUAUUCGUCCUCCAUGAAGACGCUGAGUAACAAGUUCAUGCAUCUGACCAACUACAGCGUCAACAAGAAGAAUUCGGAGUACCAGGCCAACAGCGAUGACAAAGCCUGCCAGGGACACAAAUGGACUCUGAAGGCCUUGUGGCAAUAUCUUGGCUCCAGGGGAGUUAACACCACCAUAAUUUGGGAGAAGAUUAAAGACAUCGUCAUCAAAACAAUAAUUGCGUCAGAACCGUAUGUGAACUCUCUGCUCAGGAUGCAUGUGCGUACGCCUUAUAGCUGCCACGAGCUGUUUGGCUUCGACAUCAUGCUAGAUGAAAACCUGAAACCCUGGAUCCUAGAGGUCAACAUUUCGCCCAGCCUCCAUUCCAACACGGCACUGGAUGUUUCCGUCAAGGGUCAAAUGGUUCGCGACCUCUUGAACUUGGCGGGCUUUCGUAUCCCGCAUCAAGAGGAUGUUGUCACCGCAAGUGGAAGCACCUCCAGCUCCAACAGCAGCCUGUGCGGCGUGAGCAAGGAGACAAGCAAUGUGGAGGUCUCCGUUGACGAGAAGGUGAAACGGGCCUUUUACCUCAAACAGCGCUUUGCUGAACAGAGCGUCCUGGCGACAGUGUUGGAUGUUUUGACUCCCAAUGAUGUCCGCGUGCUCGCCGAGAGCGAAGACGAGUUAAGCCGCCGAGGAGAGUUCGAACGCAUUUUCCCAUCACCGUCGUCAUCCAGAUACCUGCGCUUCUUUGAGUGUCCGCGGUACCUCAGUAUCUUGUUGGACCAGUGGGAGCGCAAGUACUGCAAAAACAGGACAAAAGGUAUCAAUCUGCUCAGGCCGUUGUGUCAGAAAGGAGUCCAUCUUGGCACCAAUGAUCCUGCUCACAUGUGGUCCAAGUGUAAAUACAUCUCCAAAUUUGUACACCACAGAGAAGCACCAGUCUACCCUUCGAAAUCAAGGGUGGCAGUUAUCUAUCCGAACCAGUCGGAUCACAUGGACAUGGACGAAGGCUCAGACGGGGACGCCUUUGUUCCUAGUCCACCCGAUUUGCAAAGUCCCAGGUCCAGUGCCGGCAGCAGCGCCCGUACCAGUCCUCAGCUCAGUUUGUGAGGCCUCCUCGCACCCACAACGACAUGCUCAGGGUCUUCGACUGCCUACUGCCAAUGACUUCACCGUGGAUUACAUUGAGCAAGAUCCAAUCUCAUAACAAUUCAGACCAAUUGAUGACAACUGUUGGUUGAUGGGACCUUGAAAAAUAAAAAAAUGUACAAAAAAAAUGCUAUUUUGACAGUCUACUAUAGGCACGGGCAACUCCGGUCCUUCAUGUUUUAUUCUCUCCUUCACUUUCUCCAACACACCAGAUAUAAAUGAACAGGAUCGCUAUCAAGCAGCUUGUUGAUGAGCUGAUCAUUAGAAUUGGGUGUGUUGGAGGAGGGUGACAUCUAAAACAUGCAUAAUAGUGGCCCUUGAGGACCAGGGCUACUUUAAUCCUAAAAUUUUACUGAUGGGCGCAUAACAAAAACACAAUCUCGCAUAUUUUCUGACCAAGUCAGAAUAGGGGUGCUGAAUGGGCCACAGAAAGCACACUGCAGUAUUUAAUCUGUUCUGCCGUGCAAUUCUAAAAACAAGUACAUACCGUAUUUUCCGCACUAUAGGGCGCACCAAAAAGAACAUUCAUUGAAGGUGCGCCUCAUAAUCCACUGCGUCUUUUAGUGCGGAAAAUUCUGUACAUUUAUUCUGCUCAUAAUAACUUAUUUCUAGUCUGCAAUUUUGUUUUGUUUUGUUAUGACACAGUUCUGUUACCCUCGCCUCUGAAGUGUUUCGAAACAUCUAAAACAAACGUCACUUGAACUGCGAUGUCAACCGCAUGCUUGUUGCCCUGACGAGUAAUGCUUGACCUGAAGCUUUGUGUGACGACACGUAACGUAGUCUAUCGAACGGAUGGAUCAAGCAACUGCAAGUUCCCCUUCCGACCACUCUUCAGUGAGUGCUAUCAGGAGUAAAAUGUUUACAUUUGCUGACACUUGCUGAGGGCGAGAAUGGACUCCACACUCGGCCCAGGCAGGUUCCUGCAGUGGCCUGUUGCCACUUUGAAUAAUACUGUAGUCCUGAACUAUAAUAACCAGAAAUGAGCUUGUUUAUUCAGUGUUAAAGGGAGUUUGAUGAAUGUUGAAUGCACACCCUUUGACUGUGACACAAAGGACAUUGGUUGCUUUUGGAACAGAACCAGGAAUGAUUCCUAAUCACAUUAACCUUCCACCCCAUAUUAUUGCUUUCGGAUUCUGCUGUAAUAAAUCCUUCGCCAGAUGCAAACUCACCGGAAGCACACUUGUCUUUCUAACUUGGAGCACAGGAUCCACGGGCCGUUAUUGGCUGACAGUUUUUUUUUUUGUCUUUAGUAAAUGUAUCUUUGUAUUUAAAUUAUGGCGAGAACACCUUCAGAAAGCCACAUACGUUUACAGUGACAGUAAGAAGGAGGUCAAUUCAGGUGUGGAUUUGGAUAAAAGUGUAUUUGCACCCUUUGAUUCACAAAAAUGGAAGCGUCCACCCUCCAGAAUCGCAAUGGCAUCACCAGUAGCCUGAUUGCUAACCAACAAAUGGCC